Misgurnus anguillicaudatus (oriental weatherfish) is the source of this 3102-nucleotide messenger RNA. RefSeq names its product transmembrane protein 198ab (gene tmem198ab). Lineage: Eukaryota; Metazoa; Chordata; Actinopteri; Cypriniformes; Cobitidae. The record is from RefSeq and is a predicted model, not a curated record. Gene Ontology annotation, cellular component: plasma membrane; cytoplasmic vesicle. Gene Ontology annotation, biological process: positive regulation of canonical Wnt signaling pathway.
ACCUAUUUGUAUGUGUUUUUAGAGUCAGUGACUAGCAUCCCACUGCAGUCGCUAUUAGGCAUCGUGCUGUAAUAUAUAGGUCAUCACGUAGAGUCGCGUUACUCCAAUAGGAUGAAUCAAUAAUCGAUGCGCGCGGUAUUGGCAGCACCCGCGGCCAACGAAAGCGGAUCCGGACUCGUGGCAACAUUACCGGAGCCGUUUGUCAGCUGCUUAUCCCGACCAGGACACAAGUGAGUUGUGUUGGACGGACAGGACUGGAAUGUGGCUGUUCAGAUUGGACUGUCGGAACGAGGCCGAAACGCAGGUCUGGGAUAAGAGAGAAGCGGGAUGCUGAAGCGCGAUCAGGGUAGAUUCAUGUUGAUGGGAGGUGUGCCCUGAUUGUGGGUGUGUCCCGACACCUCCCACUUCCUGCAGCUUCUCCCCUCCCUAUAAUCCACUCGCUCCAUCCAGUGCAUUACUGUCACCAUGACGUCCUCCUUGCAGACCCUAGCUUUUAAGCUGGCCCCUUCCCCAAAAGAAGCUGGAUCAGAACAUUUGGGCCCCUGUAACGAUGGGGCAGGGCAACAUUAUGAGGUGGUUCCCUCGGUUGUCUGUUCGAUGUGCUGUCUUUUUGGAAUCAUCUAUUGCUUCUUCGGUUACCGCUGUUUUAAGGCUGUACUCUUCCUCACAGGUCUGAUGUUCGGUUCUGUGAUCAUCUUCUUGCUCUGUUACAAGGAGCGGGUAUUAGACACACAGCUGACCAUAGAGGCCAGCGUGGGCAUCGGCCUGGGUAUCGGAACCCUGUGCGGCCUGGUGACCAUGUUGGUACGCAGCGUGGGGCUCUUCAUGGUGGGGCUCCUCCUGGGCUUGCUGGUGGCCAUCGGGACCCUGAUAGGCAUGGAAGAGCUGUCUUCCAACCCCCCGCGAUCAGUUUGGGUGCCCCUGGGCGUGCUGCUGGGGCUGGGCAUGCUGUUCGCCGUCCUCACCCUACAGUGGCAAAGAUGCUUUACCACGCUCUCGACGGCCGUGUUUGGGGCUGCAGUGAUAGUCGUAGCCACAGAUUAUUUCGUGGAGCUCUUUGCUCUAGUGAGAUACAUUUACGAGAGGGUGAAAACGGGCCCCCGGGAACCUGUUUGCUGGAUAACGUGGGUGGUCCUGGGAACAUGGCCUGCUCUCGCCCUGUUGGGCGUACUGGUGCAGUGGAGAGUGACAGCGGAGGGAUACUCCCACACAAAAGUUAUGAUCAGUCGUCAGCAGCGGCGAGUCCAGCUCAUGCGCAUUCGGCAGAAGGAGGAUAGGAGGGAAAGCAGGAAGAAAAAGCGAAAGCAACCGCAGAACUCGAACCACACACAUGCUGCCAAAGCCCUGCACCCGGAGCCCGCCUAUCGCAGGAAGCCUAACCCUAUACGGCGCUUUGAUGGAGAUGUGCUUUCUCCUAGUUAUAUCCAGAAUUUUCGGGACAGACAGAUGGAUGGGCGGGGUUAUCAAGUGGGCGGGCUAUUGAAUCCAGGUCACACAAGUGUCGAUAUUGACUAUGACUGCGGGUCCACCGUUCCCCUCACUGCUGGGGUCGGACCAAACGUUCGGGUCUGACAACAUUCACAAAUAGAUACUGAUAAUUGAACAAACACACACACACACAUUGUACUACUCUGGUGCUGACCCGACCCUGACUCACUAGCUGUCCCACACACAUACAGGAUUGACUUUCGGACUUUCAGCAGCUCUUCGCAGUUUGGAUUUCUUCAGAAGGAAGACAACAAGAAAGAAAAAAACAAUUAUAGCACUUAAAAAAUAAAAGCAAAUGUACCACUAAACCAUAAUUGUAUUAAACAGCUGUUUUCUAACACACACAAACAAGAAACUUGGUGCGCGUUCACAUGAACGUGCCAAAUGUGUGGCAUUGUGUUCACUUAAUUGAAGCUGGGAUCCAUUUUGUCGAAUUAUUAUUAUUUUUUUUAAAUGUCAACUGUGGUAAAAUGGUGUGUUGCCUGUUCAUCGUCGUUUCGCAAUAUUGCGUUUUUUCUUGUGAGGAAUUCAUCAGUCGGUGCUGAAUCUUGUCUUUGUAUUAUAAGGCUGACAGCCCCCCUAUGCCCCACCCCUCGUAAAGUUUGUGGAUACCACCAAUCAAGUGUCUGUACUGUAAAAGCCCACAUUCCGGCCCAGGACCGUACCAAAUACCAGUGAGCAGGGGUGCCUUGCUUUCAGACUCCAGUACAGAAAAAAACACCUUAGCCUUGUGUCACAAAGGCUUUAGGACAAAGAGCCAUAAUAAUGCUGAUCAGAGCCACAUGGUCCACUCUGGGAUGCGAAACUGAACAUCUGGUGAUGAAACACACGGUAUGAGGAAUAGCAAAAUGCAGAACAUGACUGACGAUACUCAGGGACAAAGUGAAUGUUAAGGAGAAAUGACAACUGCUUUGGGGAAAUAACUUGUGGGAGAAACCCACAAGGAUGAUGAAGUGACUAAAGGUUUUUCCUUGGAUUUGUGGCAUGCGUACCUACAGGGAUCUCACCAUGACUGUUCAGUUAUCGCCGUGUAUGAAACUAGUCUGCAGUGCCAUCCAAGUGAUCGUGGAGGACUUGAUGGUUGAGAACUUUUUCAAAAAGACCCCCAUAAUCCUUAGGGGCAAACUGCAUGAAGUAAUUGCCCAUGUUUUUUCAUCACAAUGCAUUCUCACACCCAAUCUUAGAUGAACAAUUGAAAGCAGAUGUUUUCACCAUAUUUCUCUCUUAACUCUUUUUUUUUUAUUCUGCAAAGCAGAAACAUUUACGUUAUGUACAUAAAAUGCACAUUUAGUAUAUUCAUUUCAACAUGGCUUCUCAUAUUUAUUAGAUAUCGGUUAAUUUCUUACUUAUUGAUCAAGGGAUUUCUAAACCCUGACAUGUUAAUGGAUGGUUGUACGUAUUUAUUAGUUUGUUUGUUUGUUUUACAUAACGAGUCAUGUUUUCUAGUUUCUGUCUGAUAACAGAGGGCGGUCUCAAAGACUAAAGUAAUAAGACCCCAUCAUGCAAUGAAAUCUUUGACAAUCUGACAUAAACAGUUUUUGUUUAUUAUUCGGACACUGUACAACAGCAUGUGUUUGUAUGGGCCUGGUAAUUAUGGUAAACCGUGUAAAUUCA